Metschnikowia bicuspidata var. bicuspidata NRRL YB-4993 is the source of this 2250-nucleotide messenger RNA. RefSeq lists its product as uncharacterized. The record is from RefSeq and is a predicted model, not a curated record. Bases 1 to 2250 code for a protein of 749 amino acids. Lineage: Eukaryota; Fungi; Ascomycota; Pichiomycetes; Serinales; Metschnikowiaceae. The transcript is spliced from 2 exons.
AUGAUUCGACUGAGGAGAGCUUUGAGAAUAAUCUUCUUGCUGAUGGUGAUCGGCCUCGCAUAUGUCAUGAUGUUCACGAGGUCUCCAAUCAGUCUAGCAGAUAACACUCGCCAGGCCAUUUUUUUGAACUUUCGUUUGAUGUACGCGAAAGUAACAUCCGAAAGCUUGAGCCUAGAUGACAAUAUAAACUUCCAAAAAAAAGUGAACGAAACUACCACAGAAAAGUUGAGUUCUGACACUUCGCACAGCCUCUACUUUCUUCGACCUGACUACAAACCGCCAACAGAAAUUUCUAUCCCACAGUAUUUUCUUUCAUCUGGGAAGGACCCACAACAGAAACCACAUAUACAACCUUUUGAUCCACGUCUUACCUUAUCAAUUUAUUUUGCGUGGAUACGCGAAAACCCUGGAAAGGCGGUGCCGUUUCAUUGGUCUGACUGGGUAGACUUAUCUGUUUUGAACAAGUACAUUCUUUUACCAUCUAACAAGAAGGAAACAUGUGAGAGUCUUUUCCAACUCACCGACGAACAAAAGCGAAAGAGUACCACCUCUCCAAUUGACGAAUAUUGCGCGACUGAUCAAUAUUUCCCAUUAGGCUUUAAAGUCAGGCGCUAUCCCUUAGAUCAAACCAGAGAAAAUGCCCAAUUACUUGCCAAGGCACAUCUCUAUUCUGUAUUUCCUUCCCCGACGCGCUUGGUGAUUCUCACAAACAAUCACGGCGCCUAUCAUAUUGAUGUUGAAAAUCUGGAAAACGAUUUGAAAUACUCUUUGCUCCACAACCGCUUGCCAGAGCAGGUCUUCUCUUCCGAGAGCGUGGAUAAAGUGGACGUCGUUAGCAGCUAUAAAUCACUUCUUCGCUUUCAAAAGCCGAGUGUGGAGUAUGAGCAGGAGCCAGACAAAAUCGAUCUUGUUGAAGCUUCCUUCGAUGUGGACGUGGAAGAUAUAAUCCUGAAAAUGAAGGAGAAUGAGAUCUCACCACAAGAAAAGAAGUAUCUUUCGUCCCUUGAAUAUUCUAAGGAUGACAAGCUGCCCGGGAAGUCGUUCAUGGAAGCGAAGCUCUUAGCCUUGGAUAAGCAAAAGAUUCUCGGGGACCAUUACGACUGGAGAUUCUUUAAUGGUUUGACAAUCAACACAGACAAGCAAGUCCUCGCACUCCAUCGAGUUCUCAAAAAUUAUCUCUCGUUCUGCCGGACACAUGGAAUUGUGACAUGGAUAGCGCAUGGGUCUUUGUUAUCCUGGUAUUGGAAUGGUAUGGCGUUUCCAUGGGAUGCUGAUACUGACGUUCAAAUGCCGAUCACAGACUUACAUCGUUUGGCCCGAGAUUUCAACCAGACAUUGGUGAUUGAAAACACAGGCCGUGACUUGCGCGGGGCUGAUGAAAAAUCAAUGGAAUUCAAUGGCAUGGGGUCUUUCUUCAUCGAUGUCGGAUCGAGCAUAACUCAAAGGGAGCAUGGAAACGGCCUCAACAAUAUAGACGCAAGGUUCAUAGACAUCCACACUGGUCUAUACGUUGAUAUCACUGGCUUAGCUGUCUCCGACGAGAAUGCCCCAGGCAGAUAUGAAUCCCCGAAAAUCCUGCAAAAGCCCGAAACAAACAAAAUUCACAACAAAUUGAAAAAUCUUUUCAAUUGUCGCAAUAGGCAUUUCUCCUCACUUAGUGAAUUGACACCUUUAGUCAAAACUGUUGUGCAGAAUGAAAUUGCUUAUGUACCAAAGAAAUUUAGCCCCAUGCUUGAACACGAAUAUCGAGCAGGAGGAAUGAUCCAACAAAAGUUCAAGGAUUAUAUCUACUUGAGCUCGUUUCGUUUGUGGGUGAGAGUUCAGAGUCUGCGUGGCUUGGGCAAACGCGAUAGCAAGGACGAAAAGCUAGAAACUAUUGCUAAUUUUGACAUGGAUGACUUUGUCAACUUGCUUUACGACAACUGGAUUUUACGUGAGUAUUUAAGUGGAAGAGAAUUCACACAUUUCCACGAAAAUCAAAUGAGUUAUUUGCUCAGUAGUCGCAUGGAGAAAUACUUCUCUGGGUUGCGGACUUAUAUUGAAGAGAACAAGGCGAACCGCCCAAUCUGGGGUGAUUUGUUUAUGAAUGAGAUUGCUGUUCAUGGAUGGGACUACGACAAGGAAGUGCAAAAGAUAGAGGCGCUUAUUGACUUGUACAAGGAAGACCAAAUGAAAACCGAUGGAGCAGAGACUGUUUCGAACGAUCAGAACAAAAUUGUCUCCAGCGACUCUGAAGCGAUUCAAUCGUAG